Necator americanus (New World hookworm) is the source of this 2070-nucleotide messenger RNA. RefSeq lists its product as uncharacterized. Gene Ontology annotation, cellular component: exocyst. Bases 1 to 2070 code for a protein of 689 amino acids. The transcript has 18 exons. The record is from RefSeq and is a predicted model, not a curated record. Gene Ontology annotation, biological process: exocytosis; intracellular protein localization; Golgi to plasma membrane transport. Lineage: Eukaryota; Metazoa; Nematoda; Chromadorea; Rhabditida; Ancylostomatidae.
AUGCAAUCUGGUGAUGAAGUCGCAAAUUCUAGUGAUGCAGUUCUCAUGUCGGAUAACUUCUCUCCUUCGGAUUUUAUACGAGAUCGGCUGAAAGGUGUUCGAACUGGAGAUGAGACGAAGAAACUGCAAGCGCUUCGUAGCGAGAUGAACACAAUUAAUCAUGCUUCACAGGAAAUGCUGAAACACAAUGUGUUUCAGAAUUAUCAGCAGUUUAUCGACGCUUCUAAGGAGAUCUCACAUCUUGAAGAAGAAAUAUAUCAGCUGUCUUCGUUGUUAUUAGACCAGAAACAGCUUAUCGAAAAUCUCAUGCAGAUGACCGGAGAUGACAAGUCCUCGGUACAAACUGCGUCCAGUCAUUCAGCAUCCGCAGCAACAGCUACACCAAUUCAAGUGCUUAUGCAGAAAAUGGAUGGAAUUGCGAGCAUUCUCAACAACAUGCGCAGCUCCGACAAAGUGUUACUUUACGGAGAAAUGAUGCUCUUAGAUCCUGAAACUAAGGAAGAUAUUCAUCGUGCUAUGCUAGUCUUGCUGUCAGAUAGGUUACUAAUAGGAAAUGUAACUCCAUCUGGGAAGUACAGCCUUGAAUCCACGUUUUCACUCAAUAACCUUGCAGUAGUUAACGUGAAGGAUAGAGAGAGCGGUCCUGCCGUCGCUGAUCAGUUGCUGAAAUUGCUCGUAUUUCCGGAGCAGAGGUACUAUCGCUGCGACAGUGCUCGAGUCAAGAAAAUGUGGCUUGACGAACUAGAAAGAGCAAAACGAGAGAUUUUGCAUGAAGGCAUCUUAGCUCGGCAAACAACGAUUCGGGGGAAAAGAAUGACUGUGCAGGAAAGAGCGAAGCGCACGCAGUUAUCUCCAACAACCUCGAAAUCGCUCCAGGAGAGUGAGGAGGGGGAAGUCAAUCAAGACGAAAUGGCUUGGCUCCAGGAGCUACCAGCAGAAUUGGAUGAUUGCAUUGCUCACAGAGAUCUCGACCAAGCUGUGGAGCUUAUACACGAGUGGAAGCAAUGCUCAACAAAGGAUUCGAAUAUAGAUGCACAAAUGAAAAUCCGCGAGAACCAGAUCGUUCAACUGCUUAGCGAUGAUGUUCGCCGUCCGGGAGCAGUUCAUGGUGGUCCUCGUGCCAUGAAGAAGGCUCGAACACUUCUUGCUCAAUUAGGAAGAGGGACGUAUGCAAUGGAUCUCUACCUUCGUCGACGUAGUGCGCUGCAGCGCGCUGCUAUCAAAGAUAUAGCUGUGUCCGAGGAACCGCUAUCUUACGUUCGUCAAUUGUGCACACUUUUCUCUGGAGCGGUUACAGAUGUCGCGAGCGAAUUUCACUCGCAACCCCAAUACUACUGUCAGGUUUUACAAUGGUGCUCUGGUGAACUCAGCAUGUUGUUGUCUCUCGUUCGAAGACACGUCAUUGAGGUCGCCCCCGCAAUGACAGUGCUCGCAUUUACAUGGGGAAUUCUGAUGAAAACUAUGGACGAGCUGACAGCAAUGGGUGUUCAGUUGACGUUUGAGGUUCACCGCCUUCUAGCACCUGCUUUAGAGUCGGCAAUUGAAACCAAUUUCAGCAACAUCAUGCAGGGCGUGAAACUGCGUAUGACGGAGGAGCGUUGGCGCCCAUAUGUCUUGGAAUCUGAGUCGGCCUUGAGUCGACUGGUUGAGGAGCUGUCAGAUGUUGGCCUCAACAUUGACUGGACAGUAGCCAGCGACAGUCGAGCAGCUGUCUUACUUUCACCACAUGCAAUUCAUUUUGCCCGCGUAGCACAUUCGGUUGCCAGAGAUUUGGCGCCUCUCAGGGGAUCUCCGGCUCGAUCUGCGUGUGAUCGAUGUAUAUUUGAACUUUGGAACGAUUAUCUUCGGCAUUUAUCGUCUUCUAUAUGUGAUAGUACAGUUUAUGCAUAUACUGCCACUUUUAUACUUACUCAGGUGCUACCGCUUUGCGAAACGACUUUGUACUGUGAUGAUGAUCCAAACGACGUGCUUACCCGCCUAUUAGCUGAAAAUUAUCCUAAACUUGUUCCUUAUGCAAAGGACAGUGAAGAAGAGGCUAUAGAAGAAGAGGAAGAGGUUGCGCAUAUUUGA